Chelonoidis abingdonii (Abingdon island giant tortoise) is the source of this 825-nucleotide messenger RNA. RefSeq names its product proteasome subunit beta type-8-like. Gene Ontology annotation, molecular function: threonine-type endopeptidase activity. The record is from RefSeq and is a predicted model, not a curated record. Gene Ontology annotation, cellular component: proteasome core complex; cytoplasm. Lineage: Eukaryota; Metazoa; Chordata; Testudines; Testudinidae.
UCCCCCGGCGCUACAGAGCAGGCGGGAAGGCGCAGCGAGGGCGGAUGGCGCUGGUGGAGGGUGUGCGGCCCCCCCAGGUGGGCUGGGACUGGGCCCCUUCCGGAGCCGCCGCCUGCGCCGGACCCGAUCACUAGACAGCUGUCGGCCUGCGGGCACCCGAGCUGGCCCUGCCCAGGCGGGCGCAGCCAGCCCAGUUCCUGCAGACCUACUCCGAGGAGGGCCGGGAUGGGGUGCGGAUCCAGCUGGCCCACGGCACCACCACCCUGGCCUUCAAAUUCCAGCAUGGGGUCGUCGUGGCCACCGACUCCCGGGCAUCGGCCGGCAGCUACAUUGCCGACCUGGCCUACAACAAGGUGAUCGAGAUCAACCCCUACCUGCUGGGCACGAUGUCGGGCAGCGCCGCCGACUGCCAGUACUGGGAGCGGCUCCUCGCCAAGCACUGCAGGCUCUACGCCCUGAGGAACAAGGAGCGGAUCAGUGUCUCGGCCGCCUCCAAGCUGCUGUCGAACAUGCUGUGCGAGUACCGGGGCAUGGGGCUGUCCGUGGGCAGCAUGAUCUGCGGCUGGGACAAGAAGGGCCCUGGGCUGUACUACGUGGACGAUAACGGGGCGCGUCUCUCCGGCCCCAUGUUCUCCACGGGCAGCGGGAAGCCCUACGCCUAUGGGGUGAUGGACAGCGGGUACCGGCCUGACCUCAGUGUGGCGGAGGCCUAUGACCUGGGGCGCCGCGCCAUCUCCUACGCCACCCACCGCGACGCCUACUCCGGGGGCUUCGUCAACAUGUAUCACAACUGAAGGAAGAUGGCUGGAUCCGGGUGGCCGGACG